UUAUGCAUUAUGAGUUUAUUUUUGAAUGGAAAAGAUGUGAAUAUAAUGCAGUCCGGAUGAAUGUUUAAACUUUUCAGAGGGCCUUUAAAAUGUUUUGUUUUCCAUGUUUGACCUUUAAAUAGCUCAAUAUAAUAUUUUGUAAAUAUUUGAUGUUUCCUCAUUAAUUAACCAUGAAGUUAUGGAUAUGCACAUUUAAAUUACUCCAUAAAACAAAGAACUUAUUUUUACCUCUAAUUAUGCUAUUUUUAAUUUUCUGGUUCACCAUAAAUGCCAUUAUGCUGGAUGAUAAAAGGAUGAAUGGCAAUAAAAUAACUCUGCCGAAACCAUUGGAUAACUCGCUUUUAUCAACAAUAGUUAUUAAAAGUAAAGUAAUUCCUCAAAGAGUUCCAGUGAACAAAACUGUGAUUACUGUUGAUAAGGAUUUCAAUUUGUCAGAUUUGGGAAAUACUAGACGAAUCCCGAAAUUUCUCAUUAUUGGUGUAAUGAAUUGUGGAACAAAUGCACUUUUCGAUCUCCUCAACACACAUGCUCAGUUAGUUUCUCCAAUUAAUGAGGUCAAUAUAUUUCAGGCCCAUGAUUUAGGAACUGAAUGGUUUCGUGAGCAAAUGCCAAAAUCUAGACACUGGCAGCAAACGUUUGAUAAAUCUACUGAAUAUUUUACAAUUAACACUGAUGAUGUCAAAACUAUAAAAGAAAUUAAUCCAUACAUGAGGUUCUUGGUUAUUGUAUGUGAUCCCACGAAACGGGCAAUUUCACACUGCUUAAACCUUAUUGAAAAAGGAAACAGAACUGUGAAACCCAUGAAAGAAAUACUUCUCAACCCAGAAGAUGAAAAACUUAACAUUGAGGAUCCUAUUAUUGAUCACGGUCUUUAUGCUAAGCAUUUACAAACUUAUUACAAAGUUUUUCCCAGGGAGAAAUUUCAUAUAAUAAAGCAAGAAGAAUUGUUAAGCAAGCCUUGGAUAGCUUUAGAAAAGGUGGAAACAUUUCUGAAAAUCAUACAUCUUUUUCUUGAAAAUAGAUUCUACUUCAACAAGGAAUAUGGCCACUACUGCCUAAAGGAGAAAAUCCAAUGCAUAUCCAUUAAUAGCUCGAUAAGGGAGGAUUUCCAGCAGUAUAUACCAAAUGAUGACACGGUUGAUGAACUUAAACAAUUUUAUCAACCUCAUAACGAAGAAUUUGCCACACUGGUUGGCAUGGACUUUGAAUGGGCUUAGAACAAAGAAAACAGUCUUAACCUGUUAUAAUAGUGAACAUUUACUUUGCAUUUCCAAAAAUUUUGUAAAAAUUAAAAUGAGCAGUUGAAUUAAUGAAUUUACAUGUAAUUAAUAUGCAUAUUGAUGGGAGGCAAUGAGCUUGCACAAAAUGGAAUUUAUAAUGGAUUUCAAAAUAUCCCCUCUGGGAUUAUGGAUUUCAGAAUCUCCCCUCUAUUGCAUGCCCGCCUUAGUACAAUGAUUUCUGUCGAACUCCAUUCUGUCUUUGAAUGUCAUUGAGACAGACUAAAAGCAUUUGAAUUAGGUGUUCACAUUUCGAGGUUUUUGCAUUCCCCAGAUUCUUGAUUCUGGAAAUGUGAACACAUUCUCAAUAAAUAUUUAUAGU
Messenger RNA from Owenia fusiformis, 1599 nucleotides. The record is from the annotation of a GenBank genome assembly. Lineage: Eukaryota; Metazoa; Annelida; Polychaeta; Sabellida; Oweniidae.